AUGACAGUAUCGGAUGGCUGCAGUGGGGGUGGAAGGACGCAAGAACAGAUCGUCAUCAUCUCCAUCUUUCAUCUCCAUUCCAAGCUCCAGCUCCAUCCGUCACGGGCCAUCCGUCAUUCAGCACAGCAUUGUUGCGUCGCACUGGCACGCACUGUUCGUCUGGCAACAACCAGCCUCAGACAGAGAGGCCAGCCCCAGGACAAAGAGCGGCAGGCAGAAGAGCGUCAAAAACGGUAUCCCUCCAGCCUCUUGGACUUCCUCAAUUCAGCAUCACCUGCAGAACUCCGAUAUGGCCAAGGUCAGUUUUUGUGGUACAGUGACAAUUUCAAGGCUGCUAGGGCCGGCGGAGCGGCAGAUGGGCUUGGGAGCCUGCCGCAGAGGCUGCAAAGUGGGGUUUUGGGUGGGCAAGACACUACCAGCUCCGAGGGUCAGAUACAAUGGAAAAUUUGGAAAAAUAGGGGGGCUUGA
Molecule: messenger RNA, 468 nt
Organism: Paracoccidioides brasiliensis Pb18
Exons: 1
Coding region: 1-468 (155 amino acids)
Source: RefSeq, a predicted model, not a curated record